Molecule: messenger RNA, 1293 nt
Organism: Patella vulgata (common limpet)
Lineage: Eukaryota; Metazoa; Mollusca; Gastropoda; Patellidae
Product: homeobox protein orthopedia
Exons: 3
Coding region: 31-873 (280 amino acids)
Biological process (GO): regulation of DNA-templated transcription; neuron differentiation
Molecular function (GO): DNA binding; DNA-binding transcription factor activity, RNA polymerase II-specific
Source: RefSeq, a predicted model, not a curated record
GAUCAAGUUUAGUCACAUUACAAUUUCAUCAUGAAUCGAGAAGUCACUAACAUGCAUUUGAGUUUAUCGUCAAAUUCUUUAACUUCAAAUAACGUUGCUCGCAGUACAGUUUCUCCGAACUCUUUGAAAGAUUUGUCGGAUAAGGAUAGAAACAUCCACGAUGAUUCGGAUCCGUCAUGUUCGGACUUGGACAAACCAUCGAAACAGAAGCGACACCGGACAAGAUUUACACCGGCGCAGUUGAAUGAGCUCGAGAGGAGUUUUGCCAAGACACAUUACCCCGAUAUUUUCAUGCGAGAGGAGAUGGCAUUAAGAAUUGGUUUGACAGAAUCCCGUGUUCAGGUCUGGUUCCAGAACCGACGUGCUAAAUGGAAGAAACGAAAGAAGGCCACCAAUGUAUUCAGAACACCCGGUGCACUUCUGCCAUCGACGGGAUUUGGACCUUUUGGUACCAUGAGUGAGACGUUCUGUACGUUUCCGGGGACCGAUCCACGUUGGGCCAGUAUGCAACAAUUUGGUUCCCCGAUGAACGCCAAUGUCAAUCCUCUGACGUUAUCUGCCAGUUUACCACGCCAAGGCUUUGCUCAAUCUCUGUCGUCACAAGUACCUGUCGGUACGCUUGGUAACGGUUCAGUAUCUCUUAGCAACGGUAUCUCAGUAUCGAACGGCGGCUCGGCCAUCUACAAUCCUAGUUACGGUGUAACGUCGACCUGUUCGUCUCCGUUAACAGCCAACUCGCCAUCGCCAACUCUUACUACGUCACAAAUGUCGUGUGGCAUGCAGGAAAUGGAUGACGUAUGGAGAGGAACAAGUAUUGCCGCACUGAGAAGAAAAGCCCUCGAGCAUUCAGCGUGUUUAACUGGAUUCCGUUAAAACAUAAAAAAAAGAAGAAAAAAUUGUAUUUUAUAGUUGAAAUUAUUAGAACUCAUUUAAUUGUUUUAAGAAAAGUGCUUUUUUAUUUCUCUUCAAAGUGUUAUAUUAAAUUCACACUUUAAAAUCUAGUCAAAUUUGAAAUCGUUUUUAUUGAAAAUAAAAAUAAAAUGAAUAAUAUUAAUUUAUGAUUUUUUUUUUUUUGUAAAUAGCUUAUAAUUAUAAUAAUUGUUGUAUAUAUAUUUUAAUUUAAUUGUAAAUAAACAAAAUUUUCUGUCAUUGUAUCGUUUUAAAUUUUCGUCCAAUGUUUUGAAUUAAUUAAUAAAACUAGUUAAUUAUUGUUAAUAUAUCGUAUUAUUACAUCCAUUCCCCCGCUAGUCAAGACUAAAUGUUAAAUUAGAAAUUGAAGAAAAAUUGACAAUA